Messenger RNA from Dichomitus squalens LYAD-421 SS1, 3753 nucleotides. RefSeq lists its product as uncharacterized. The record is from RefSeq and is a predicted model, not a curated record. The transcript is spliced from 7 exons. NCBI's taxonomy places the organism in Eukaryota, Fungi, Basidiomycota, Agaricomycetes, Polyporales, Polyporaceae. The coding region runs from base 1 to 3720 and encodes 1239 amino acids.
AUGACUGACUCGAUACCCAACCCCUGGAUUGUCGAGUACCUCGUCGACAUUGCUGAACAAUACGGGGCAAACCUCGCAGCAGUACCGCGGAAAGACAAGGCUGCUAAAGCGCAACUAGUCAAGGUUGGCCGGAGUUCCGUCUUUGAAGCAGCGAAGAGGUUCUUGACUUUCCCUCCCCCUGAUAAGGACGAACCGUGCGCGCUGUGGGUCGAAAUUUCGGACAAGAAACACGUCAUCCGCGCCCGACUGAGCGCAGACGCGAUACAAAAACAUGAUGCAAAUCCCGCACAUGGUGGGAAGCCCAUCACCUCGCGCAAGUCCGCCUUCGUCCUGCUCAAGGACUUCCGUCCUGCCCUCGGACGGGUGGCCCGGAGAGAUGGACAGAGCGGCAUGACAGAGGAAUCGACCCUCUUCUUGGACGUAGACACUAUUGUGCUCAAAGGUGCGUUUGGCGAGGCGAUGUGGGGCUCCCCCGUGGAUUCCUCGAACGACCCAAAAGUACGGGAUUGGAUACAUGGCUUGCGACAAGAUGGUGGAGCAGGCAAUGUCCUGAAGCUGAGGAAACAGGAGGCAGCUGCUCACGCUGCCGAGCGAGAGGAGUUUGAGAAGAAAGCUGCGAUGAAGCCGGCGGCAAAACCUUCUAUGCAAACGACGAUCAACCCUGCUGCUCUGGACAUGAAGGUUCGUGUGGCAAGGAAGUCCGUUGCUCAGAAGCCGAAGAAGUCCAUCAACGACGAAGACAGUCGGCAAGCCCUUAUCCCGAUUAACAAGGAGGUUCUACGGCGGGCCGCCUGGAAGCGGUUCCACGCGAACAUGGUCAAGUACUUCCGCCCGCCGGAUGACAUCUUCGAGCAGUUGAUAUCUUUAUGCGAUGGAUCCUCAUCCAAGUCCGCAAUCCAGGUUUCAAAGGCGGCACAGAGGCAACAGCCUCGCUCGCGCUCAGGCAGCCCCCGAGCAGGUACCCCGCGGUUCUCGCCUCCUCCUAGAUCCCCUUCACAUUGGUCGCCUUCGGUACGCGGGAGCCCUCAGCGCGAUCCAGCGGGUGACUCGUCGGAGACGGAGGAGGAGCCUAGCGACGACGGAAUGGAGGUCGACGAUCCCAAUUCGGCCCAAGUCAAUGGCACGAUGGACGAAGACCCUCCCGAUCCACCAGAAGCCAAUGGUGGUAUAGACGAGCGGCGCGACGAAGACGAAGACGCAGCCGCGAACCACAGCUCGUCGUCCCUCACAAUGCCACCCCCAGCGCAGCCCCGGCCCGCUCCCACUCCAUCCGACGUCCCCUAUGCGACCUCGCAGCCGCAGCCUCAGUCUCAGGUCGCCGAGCCUCCGUCCCAAGCUGCGGACCAUGACCUACCCCCGUCGAGCCUUCCGAUACCCCCAUCCAGUCUCCGCGACCAGCUGUCUUCCCCUCUCACUCAGGGUCGUGACAUAUACCAGCCCUCUUCGGUACCUCGGCUAGGAUGGAGUGCGAGCGAACCACUGAUACGUCGAGUUCCACCCCCGGUAUAUAGCAUGCUACGUCCUGACCCGGACGCCAGCGGUGAGGGAAGGGUGCUGGUGGAGAAUUCAGAUACAGCGAGCCCCGGUAGCCAGCGCGUGGGUAUGUCCCAGAGCCAGAGUCAUAUUCAAAGCCAGAGUCAGAGCCAAAGUCAGGGCCGGGACGAAGGGGAGGAGGAACGCUCGCAAGAGCAGCGUGGGUCUCAGUACCAGCGGCCGUCGAAGCUGCGGAACGAGCUACGGCACGGGCGAACGCGAUCAGCUGAACGGGAAGGGGACGUGCAUGCUGCGGUCACGCAUGACGAAGAACCGGUCCCGGUAGAAUCCUCGCAGGGACGCAUCGAGGGCGUUCUCGCCACGGAGGCGGAGGAGGAAGGCCCACCGGCGCUGUCGCAGAACGUACAAAACUUGUCACAGCCGCCAUCGCAAAAAAUGCACGAUCCGCUGCACUCCCCCUCGCAGGAGUCGCAGAAGUCGCGCCAGUCGCUCUCGUACCAGGGCGAUUCACAGAGCCAGGACAAGACUGCGGAGGCGCCUCCCGCGCCCUCCGAAGCACCUGUCGCAGGAGCCGAGGAAGCAGCCGUUUACGAGAGCGAGGAGGCGCCUGUUACCCUGGACGAAAAUUUGCCGUUGGCGGACAGGACUGUUGUCCACGUCGAGCGAGCAUCGCCUCCUUCCCCCAUGCAAGUUGACGAGGAACCCGGAUCACUCGUGGAGAAUGUUGGGAAUGCACCUACGUGGGCUGCUAUCAAGAGCGCGCCCUCAACGGACAGCGAGGGCGCCGAUAGUCAGGAAGAAGAGGCGGAUGUCGACCAGCUCCUCUCAGACCCGAUAGACAUGGACCAGCGCGACAGAGCACCGACGACCAAGACCAGACGGAAGGGCGCGACGAUCCAGGGUGCAAGGGGACAGCUAGACCCGGACGACGCGCGUACGGCGGCUAUGGUCGACCGAUACGUUUCGGGGAUACAGAAGAAGACCGCGAAGGAGAAGGCACAGCGCCGGGAUGGACGCCCUUCUGCGGAGGUGUUGGCUUCACGUCGGCCCACUCCUGCUGCCGAUGAACAGCCCAAGGCUCGCCUGGCUCAACGCCGCAAUAAGGGUCAAGGUGGUCCGGGCGUACCGUACGACCGGGGCGUGUUCACGAACGAGGAGUCCCUCAAGCUAACCGGCGAGGACGAGCAUCCUAGUCCCGUGGAUAGCCCGCCUGCCUCCAAGCAUUCGCGACAUGAUCCCGAGGUCUGGACCGCGCCGACCUUCAUGCGGAAAAGAAGCAGGUCGAAGGAGGACAUAGGUUCUCGUCUCGCGAAGGCGAAUGGGAAGCCUCAGCCAUCUGCUGUGUUGGCUGCUGGGACGACUGCGGUACAGAAGCGGCCUGCUAGUGUUUCUCCGGAGUUGGAACAGGAGGAGCCAUCGACCAAGAAGCGGAAGACGUCUACAGCUGCCAUUUCGGUUUCCGGGGACAACGCCAAACCUCGGUUGGAGCAGCAGCAAGCCGGUCAACGCGACAGGAAGUCCGAACAUGUCUCUGCGGCGGCGAGCGGGCCGUCCACACUAUCCCGUGACCGCACACAGGAUCUUCAAGCCCUGCCGAAAAAACCUACGCAGACUCGUCCUCCCUCAGAUGCUGCUAGUGCAUCGGACGCAGGAAGCACCGCGCUUAACUCCAAGUACCUCGACCUUCGCGCUGCUUCUCGGUCAUCCUCCCGAUCUUCUACGCGUGCGCCCAGGGCAGGAACUCGAGGGCCUGUGCAGACCAUUCCUACGCCAAGUGAAGCGUCCUCGAGCACCGGGAAGGGCAAGGCCCGGACGCUUACUGUCACAGACGAGCGAAAGGGAAGCGUAAGCUCUUCAAUGCCGCGCUCAAAACCUGUGCUACCUGUGCUUUCAGGAGCGAAGACGGUGUCUUCCCGUGGUACUACCCAGCGUUCCUCCGAUCCUGCCAAACAGGGGUCAUUGUCAACUCAUGCUGUCCCUGCUCCGUCUGGAUCGAGUUCUGGGGGUGGGGCCCUUGUGAGCGAGCUGCCGCCGCCUGGUCCUGACAAACCAGCAGAGCAACGUAAAUCAUUGCUGGAUGGGUAUAAGGUCUCGCUAGAUCUUGUGAAGGUGCCCGGUGGGCCGCCGUUACUAGAUUGGAACGAUCUACUACACAUCUUAUUGAGGACCGGACAGGCGCGAGCACGUCCGGCGUCGGGUGCGAGCAGAAGCGGAGGAGACGGGUAACGCCAAUAUGUCGUGCGAUGUGUGGCGAUUCUC